GCUCUCUGUCUAUCAGCUUCACCGCCGUGCAACAAGCGCUCUCGACGGAACCAUGACCACGUUUACCCGUAUACUAGUCGCUCUAGUGUUGAGCGUGUCCUCCGCGAGCGCUUUCGUACCCUGCCCGUCUGCGCUGACCAAGUCGAACCACCGAGCAAUCCAUGAUCCGGCUCCGGCAGCAACAACAGCAGCAGCACCGCGACCUCGGUAUCAGCAGCACGCGGGCCCGCUCCUCAUGGGCUGGGGCGACGCAUUAGGGAAAGCAUUCGCGAACGAGGACAUGGCCCCCCAAAAGAACCCUGGUCUCAAGAACGCCCCCAACACAUGCAUGGUAACCGUCAACGGAAAGACCAUCCAGGCGGUGCAGGGGCAGCGUCUGAGGGAUGUUGUACUGGCUGCCAAGGCGAAGAUCGAGUACGGCUGCGAGAAGGGAGACUGUGGGACGUGCGAGUCAAUCGUUGACGGCCGGAAGAUCCGCAUCUGCAAGGCGAUCGUACCAAGAAACAAGACCAAGGUCAACAUUAAGACCAAGUUCGGGUAGACGGGUGGCUGGAUUGACACACGGUCCGAUCCGAUCGGCGUGAGGACGUUGUUCGUUGUUGACGGCUCGAUACGACGUCCUAAGCGCCCCUGAGUAGAACGUUUCCUGCUUGCAGCUUGUAGUCGCUGUUCUCUUGGAAGGGCUGCGGUGGGAAUAGAUAUACAUACAUCGCUCGAUGCCUUUCGGGUGGGAUACGACACACUACACCCCUCUUCCAUUUUGUUUCAAGAUGUGUGACGGUCGGUUGUACCACAGUAGAAAGAAGGUAUACCAACUGUAAUACGUAUUCCGUGUUAAGAACUGGGCAGAGCGCCAAUAUAGAUUUUUGCCGAGCCGAGCGUAAGCGUGCAUCUACCCGUGUGCGAAAGGCUACAAGCGGGAUUCGGAGAGAAGGCUCGCUCUGAUCGGGGAUCGAUUUUGUGACUGGUUGCAGUGCAGCAAGCAGCGUGCCCAUUCUCCUGGCGUGGGGGGGG
Ectocarpus siliculosus is the source of this 1014-nucleotide messenger RNA. The record is from the annotation of a GenBank genome assembly. NCBI's taxonomy places the organism in Eukaryota, Phaeophyceae, Ectocarpales, Ectocarpaceae.